AUGGACAUCAAGUUUUGCAAGACCAACCUUCUCAUUGAGCACAAGGAGUUGGAUGGGAGUUCCAAUUCAAUUGGGCAUGAGGAUGAUUUGCGAGAAGAGGAGCCUGAGCUCGAUCGAGCUGAGUCUCGAGCUGAGGAUCGAGCUGAGGAUCGAGCUGAAGAUCAGGUCCAGGAAGUGCGGAUUUGGAGGAUUGGACUUCUCCAAAAGUUCAACAAAUGGCAAGGGAAAGCCAUUGAGAAGAUGCAAAAGUCCAUGGACAAGAUGGUGAGCAAGAUCAAAAGUUUGGAGAAGAAGGUUUCUGGUUCUUCAAGCAAGAAGAAGAAGUCCAAGGCCCCCACAUUCCCUAGGAGUAGAUCUCCUCACCACUCCAAGGAGGCUCCCUGCCCAAGAGCCUCACAGAGCCUCUUCUUUCGAGCCAAGGGAAGGAGAAGACAACACGCAGAGAAGGAGGAAGACUUCCAAGGGACGCUCCAACUCGCACCACCUGAGACUCGUCUCCAGAGGACUCGAUCGAGUCGGUCAACUGAGGACUUGGUCGAGCUAGAUUUCACAACGGGUAGAAAGAGAGUUCAGAGGUCACAGAGGGUACAAGGGGAACCUGAGGUGCUUGUUGCUGAUACAAUGGAUGUACCAGAGGGGAAUGGAAACCCUUUGGGUCAUGGACUCGGUCGAGCUAGGCAAACUCGACCGAUUGGUCAAGGAGAUGCUCCAAACCGCCACCAACAGAGACAAGGGAUUGUUCCACCACCAGUGCAGAACCACAACUUUGAGAUCAAGCUGGGAAUGAUCAACCUUGUCCAGAACAAGAUGUUCCAUGGAUUGCCAAGUGAAGACCCCAUUGACCACCUUGAUGAGUUUGAUAGGCUUUGUGACUUGACAAAGAUCAAUGGUGUCUCUGAAGAUGCCAUCAAGCUGAGACUCUUUCCUAUGUCUCUAGCUGACAAAUCUCACCAAUGGGAGAAGAGCUUGCCCCAUGGCACAAUCACCACUUGGGAUGAAUGCAAGAAGGCCUUUCUUGCUAAGUUUUUCUCCACCGGUCGCACAGCCAAGCUUAGAGGAGAGAUAUCCAGCUUCAUCCAGCGAAACAAUGAGACAUUCGCAGAGGCUUGGGAGAGGUUCAAAGGUUACACAAGUCAGUGCCCACACCAUGGAUUCAACUAUGAAUCUCUACUCUCUACUCUUUAUAGAGGAUGCUUGCCUAGGUAUAGGGAGAUGCUAGACACAGCUAGCAAUGGGAACUUCCUCAACCAGGAUGUAGAUGAUGGCUGGCAACUUGUGGAGAACAUAGCUAACUCAAAUGGAAGCUAUGGAGAAGAGUAUGAUCGGACAACCCGGAGCUCGACCCACCACUCAAUCGAGUUAGACAAAAAGUUGAGAAAAGAUGUUAAGGCAUUGAAUGAGAAGUUGGAUAAGCUGAUCCUAGCUCAGUCCAAAAUGAAGAAAGUCAACUUUGUAUCUGCUGAGGAGAUGGAACCAGUCCAAGAAGGGGAGGAUACACAAUUUGCUGAGGUAUGCUACAUGAGCAAUGGGCAAGGAGGUUACAACAAAGGAUACUAUAACUACAAGUCCAACCCUGCCAUGUCAUACCGCAACACUGAUGUUGCUAACCCUCAGGACCAAGUAUAUCCUCAACAACAAGCAGCUCGAUCGAGUCAGGUGCCACAACAUGGGUAUGGACAAAAGAACAAUUACCAAGGACCACAAGGCACUUUCCCUGGACAACAAAUGAAUAUCCACCAGGCUUCCCCCACCAACCGCCCCAGCCUGCACCUUCACAAGAGAAUGAGCUCAAGGCAAUGCUAA
Molecule: messenger RNA, 1803 nt
Organism: Microthlaspi erraticum
Lineage: Eukaryota; Viridiplantae; Streptophyta; Magnoliopsida; Brassicales; Brassicaceae
Source: the annotation of a GenBank genome assembly